This is a messenger RNA of Sorghum bicolor (sorghum), 2032 nucleotides long. RefSeq lists its product as uncharacterized. The record is from RefSeq and is a predicted model, not a curated record. NCBI's taxonomy places the organism in Eukaryota, Viridiplantae, Streptophyta, Magnoliopsida, Poales, Poaceae. Bases 105 to 380 code for a protein of 91 amino acids. The transcript has a single exon.
GAAACGCGAAAACGCAUGACCUUUGACUUUGACCCGCGGCACGGCGGCAGUCAAUUCUUCUGAUUUUCUCGUCCAUUCCCCAACUCCCACAUCAGAAUCUCGUCAUGCGCUCGACCCACCUCGUCGGCGGCGACCUUGCUUCGGCCUCGGCGCCCUCGGCGUUGGGUGACCACUCCGACCGUGUGUUCAGGGCGCUGGCGGUCGCCUCCCUCUACAUCCUUAUCCGCCGGUGGCGCGCCGGCGGGGUCGGCCUCAGUGAGCGGCCGGCGCCGGCGGAGAUCGCUGCCGCGGCUGCGCUCUGCACCUCCGUGGCGUGGCUGUACGUGCUCCCCGCCCUUGGUCUCCGCCGGAGCACGCACCGACGUCGGCACCAAGAUUAGUUGACCAGUGGCUGUUGUCGCGUUGCUGGUAACGAUCCCUAUUCUUCCUCUUUUUUAAGGUUUGGAAUCCAAUUUGCCAAAUGUAGCCUGAGGAAAUGUAUGUGUAAGUACGGAUCUAAUGGUCCAAUCCAAGAUUAGGAUGAUCCCAACUGUUCAAUGAUUUUGCUGGUUCAUAUGUCAGUGUAUAGACAUGGUAACCUCAAGCAGUCAAGCCAGUUACCUUGACAAAAGAGAAAUUCUCAAGGUUGUUUAUUAAUCUCCUGCUUUUCUUCAAGUGAUUGUUUCUAACUUACAGUUGAAACACUUUGCCUGGGACCUUUUAAGUCGCUAAACAGUCUCAACUCUCAUCUCAAGACAACUUACACAGGUAGCCUAAGCCCAUUCAAGAGCGUCUGCUUCCACACCCUUGUCAUGUAAAGCGACACCUAGUUGUUCACAAUUUACUACAAAAAAAGUAUUAUAAACAUGGCUAUUUGAUACUUCAUAUCUCGCUGGUAGAUGGUUCAAUCACAAUGUGAUUUCGCGAAUUACUUAGACGCCAUGCUUCCAUGCCUCACCCUGUUAUUCUGUUCCACUUGAUUCUGAUAUAACUGAAGUUUCCAAUGCCACCUAUUCCCAAGCACUUACUCGGUUCACAGGAGGAAUAUAUAUAGGUGCUGUGGUUUUGCAAAGUUUCAGGAAAAGUAAAGCAUGCUUGGUUGUGCUACUGACCCUUUCUUUUCUUGCUUCAAAUUAGUGGUUUUGGAAGUUCUACUUUAAAUGAAAGCCAACCCUUUCUACUGGUCUGUUUAAACCUUGGUCAAUCAUGAUAUAUGCCACAUAUUAAGGGAACUAAACAUGGUCUACAUUCUAGAUAUAAGGCACAUACAAACAGGGUAGCUACAUCCUUUUGCUUGGAGAGUGCACCUUCGCUGUCUAAGCUUGUGCUGCGAGUCUUCAAAAUCUGAGAAGUUCAAAUUCAUGCCCUAAACUUGUGAACUGUACAUAGCAGCUGUUUUGGUAUGAAAUAGUAAUGCCAAUUUGUGGAUAACUGAUUUCUUAAAUUCUUGUUUUUGGGUAACAAAAUCAAUUAGUGCUGUGGUGAUCUCACUACGGCCACGAGCAAACAUACUUGCAUCACUCAACAUCCUCUUGGUGUUGUGCUGGCUGGGUCAAGCGGUGGAAGCCCUCCUUGUGAUGGCUUUGGUGUGCUCCUCAUCUUCAGAGACUGCCACAACAGUGGAUCCUUUGAUCAGCAAUUGAAUCAAUACUAAUUGUGGGAUCCUAUUGGCCAGUUAUCCUUUGAUUUUAUCGUCCUUUGGGUUUAUUUGUUAUAGAUAUACUUGAUGCUGCUGUUACUGUAAUGUACUAUGUUGUUUAAACAAACAUCCAUGUUCAACUGUCCCUGCGACCAUCUUGCACCAGAUGGAGGGACACUAGUAUUGGUUCAUUGGUACCAUCCUGAAAUAAUCAGCCGCAUGACUACCAGUGAUUUUUGGAUUGAUCUUAAAAUUAUGCCAGAAUGCAUGACUAUAAGGGAUUGCUUGUUUUUCAGCUUAUGUGAGUUUGCAUGAUACUAAGUUUCCUAUUAUGUCUUGCGCCACAAAUGUAUAACUGGAUGAAGAGUUUCUGGUAGUAAGUCCAGACAUACCAGAUUGAACAAAGCUAUCAUU